Molecule: messenger RNA, 757 nt
Organism: Doryrhamphus excisus (bluestripe pipefish)
Lineage: Eukaryota; Metazoa; Chordata; Actinopteri; Syngnathiformes; Syngnathidae
Gene: snu13b
Product: SNU13 homolog, small nuclear ribonucleoprotein b (U4/U6.U5)
Biological process (GO): ribosome biogenesis
Cellular component (GO): nucleolus; ribonucleoprotein complex
Molecular function (GO): RNA binding
Source: RefSeq, a predicted model, not a curated record
CGAGCGCACUGGUAAUUUCAAAUGCGCAUGCGCGGCUUUCACACGUGAAGCAAACGUUUGAGCUAGCUGCACGGCUGUGAACAUUUGUGGAGUCCGUAACGCUGCAAAAUAAACAUUUAUUUUGCUUUUUCUCGCCUCUAUACCACAAAACAGGGAAAUAGUCCUCCGUGAAGCAUUUCGCCGAGAGGGCCGGAAUACAAAACGACUUUUGUCCCCACAAUGACUGAAGCCCCAGUGAACCCAAAGGCCUAUCCGCUGGCCGACGCCACGCUGACCAAAACCAUCCUCGACUUGGUGCAGCAAGCCUCCAACUACAAACAGCUAAGGAAGGGGGCUAAUGAAGCCACGAAGACCCUGAACAGAGGCAUAGCUGAAUUUAUCGUCAUGGCUGCUGACGCCGAACCACUGGAGAUCAUUCUCCAUCUCCCAUUGCUCUGCGAGGACAAGAACGUCCCGUAUGUCUUUGUGCGCUCCAAGCAGGCCCUGGGUCGUGCUUGUGGGGUGUCCCGUCCCGUCAUCGCUACCUCGGUCACCAUAAAGGAGGGGUCGCAGCUCAAACCACAGAUCCAGACGGUUCAGAUGUCUAUCGAAAGACUACUUGUGUAAUUGUUGACGCAAACAUGAGAAAUUCCAUGAUCCACUUGUAUGCUUAUGUUUGAAGCAUGCUUGACACUUUUUUUUUUUUAAUGUAGGACUGCUUACACAUCGGUGUAUUUGUCAUGUCAUAGCCUGAUUCAUAAUAAAAACUUAAAAUGUU